AUGCUUCCAACAGCGCUUCCUAGACCAAAGUCUAGGGCCAUGCCCAUCUGGAAAUUGAAAGAACAUAUCGAUAAGGAGCUCAUUUGUUUGAAUGCACCUUAUCAAAGAGAAGUUGUUUGGGACAUUGGCAAAAUGCGUGCUCUGAUCGAUUCUCUCUUGAACAAUUAUCAUGUGCCUCCUCUGCUAUUUGCUAUACGUCAAAUUAAAAGUAAGAAAGUACGUGUAUGUAUUGAUGGAAAACAGAGACUAACGUCUAUAUAUAAAUUCAUGACCAAUGAGAUUCCAUAUAUUGAUUAUUCUUCAGGCGAACCAGUGGAGUAUUACUUUGGUCCUUCUCCUGUUGAAAAUGCGAAUUUGGAAGCUAUGAGGCGUACACAGCAUAAUACUGAAAGAAGAUACUUCAGUAGAGAGAUUAUUGAACAAUUUAAUGCUCAUGAAAUCGUAUGUGCUGAAUAUACAGAUUUGAACGAAGACGACGAAUACAAGAUUUUCCUUAGGAUCCAACUAGGUGUCUCUUUGACCACAGCUGAGAAAUUGCGUGCCAACAAUACACCCAUAGCCAAGGUGUGCAACGCAUUAACUGCAGAAUAUACCCAAUUAGAGGAAGUCUUGCCUAAACGCGGAUCAGCAAACGUAUUUCAGACUAUUGCUCAGAUCUUGUGUGUUCUUAAGUCUGGCAGGAACGGAUUUAAAGCGCCACCACUUCAGCUACAGACUUUUAUUAGCAGCUCUGAAGCCAUUCCUCAGGAAAUGGUUGACGCCACAGGCCAAGUUCUUCGCAAACUCAUCAAUAUCAUUCAAAAGCCAAGCUGUGUAGCUGCAUUCCUGAAACACCCUACUGAUGGAUCAAAGUGUAUAUGGAAGCGCAUUGAAUUAUUAUGCUUUUCGAUCUAUCUUUAUAAAUGCAACAAAACCCGUUCUACUGAAAUGCUCGCGGAAGAUUGCAGGCAGAUGAGAGCAUACUUGCACCAAAGAACUCAUCAUAUGUACGCUGGGAAUGAAAAUCUGCAGAUUGGUUUAGAGUGGAUCGAAGCUAAAGUACGAGAAAAUGAACUUGAAGAACUUGACGAGCUCUCAGACGAACAUUAUGAAUUGUAUGAAUCAGAUAAUAAUGCUGUUGAAGCGCCAGUAUCAAAAAGAGUUAAAAGGGUUGUGCCAGCACUUGCAAGAAGAGGUGGAAAGUCAAGUGGAAGAGGACGCAGAUAA
Rhizopus microsporus ATCC 52813 is the source of this 1206-nucleotide messenger RNA. RefSeq lists its product as uncharacterized. The record is from RefSeq and is a predicted model, not a curated record. NCBI's taxonomy places the organism in Eukaryota, Fungi, Mucoromycota, Mucoromycetes, Mucorales, Rhizopodaceae. Bases 1 to 1206 code for a protein of 401 amino acids. The transcript has 6 exons.